Molecule: messenger RNA, 1129 nt
Organism: Meloidogyne enterolobii
Lineage: Eukaryota; Metazoa; Nematoda; Chromadorea; Rhabditida; Meloidogynidae
Source: the annotation of a GenBank genome assembly
AUGUCUGAUUCAACCAAUAUUAUUGAAAAAACAACAAAUCCAGAAGAAAUCGAAGAGGAUCAGAAGAAUGGUGGAAAUGAUGAAGAUAGUAUUUUGAUAAAAAAUGGGGCUAAGGAUGGAAAUAUGGCGGAUGUUGAGGAUUUGGAGAGAGGAGAGCUAGGACGAGUUAUGAAAAAAGAUAGAGAGAAAAACUAUGGAAGAGAGGAGGAAUCAAGGUUGAUCAGCUACGAGGAAUUAAAACAAUACAGAAAAAGUCCGUUGUGGAGAGCAUUGAGAUUUUUACUUUUUGGAGGUGUUGCAGUCAUUUUUGUUGCCCUAAUUACAGUAGCCGUUUUAAUUGUAAUGAUGAGUUCAAGAUGUGAAGAAUUACCUGAUGGAGUAGGGCUGGUUAUGCCAAAAGAGGAGCAAAUCCCAAAAGUCUAUCCACGCCAAUUGACAGUUCUCACUGGCCAAGAAGCCAUUUUCCACUGUGAAUUCCCCACUGGACAGGUUGAAUGGAGGCGGCUGGAUCCUCACGGCCUUUUUGCCGAGUUUCCUUCGGGAGUUGAAAGAACAGAAAAUGGACAACUUAAAGUCCCUGUAGCGGAUAUAAACCAUCAAGGAGAAUUUGCUUGUCAAGUAAAGGAUGAAAGCAAUACCAAAAAUAUGAACACCCCUCAAGUUGUUCGACUUUCUGUGUUGAAUUCAGCAAUAAAAGAGAAUGAGGGAGAGAAGCCUCCUAUAACUAGUCGAAAUGGACGAGAAGAAUUACCUCCACUAGCCUUAAAGCCUCGUGUAGACUCGUACCUAAUGAUUGCUUCUGCCGGUGAACCUGUUCACUUUAGAUGUUGGAAUUGCCAAUUUGCUGAGUGUAGGACAAGCCAUAGACUUGUGUGGCAAAAAGUUAACGGCAGCAAAAGCGGGGAAAAUGAAAGUAAGGGAUUUUGGGGGGAUUAUAAGGGUUGUGGGGAGUGUAUGAGAAGUAGUGCGGAGGGAUCAUUAAGGGUGGUGAAGGGAAUUUCCAAUUAGUAAAAGUGAAGGGAACAUUUAAAAUCAGGGUGAAUGAAGCAUUCAAACGUAAGGUUAAGUAGCAUUGAAAGUAGGGUGAUGGAGUGUGACUGAAGGAACAUAUGUAGGUAGGGUGAAGGAG